CUCCAGCAGAUAGAGAAGCUUGGAAUGGCGAUCCAAAUGGACAAGACGUCCAUCAUCGUUUGCUCGGUGAUCGGGUCUCUAGGGUUGCUGAGUGCCAUCCUGGGGUUCUCGGCAGAGGGGACAAAGCUCACUCCAUAUACCAUACUGGUGUACGGCGACGACUGCCUCUACCCGCAGAACCCGGCGAUCGGGCUCGGGAUCUGCGCCGCCAUCUUCCUGGUGGUGGCUCAGAUCACCUUCUCGGCGGUGGGCGGCUGCUGCGGCUGCUGCAGGUCCCGCGCCAUCCCUUCGGAGACCAAAAGGAUCGUCAGCAUCGUCUGCGCCGUUUUCUCAUGGAUAGCGGCGGUGAUCGCGUUCGCGCUGUUCAUACAAGGUGCGGCGUGGAACGCCAACGUGGUGCGGGUGGAACAAGCGCCCUACUGCCCCUACCUCAAGGACGGCGUCUUCGCCGGCGCGGCCGUGCUCGCCCUCGCCGCCACAGCGCUAAGCAUCACCUCCUUCAUCAUGCAGCGGACCCAGCCAGCUGCGGCGGCGACGGCGACGGCGACGGCAUCGGCUGUGGGCACACCGAACAUGCCAGGAGGGCAGUCGCCGUCCCCCGAGGUAGUAAUGGGCCAGCCGCUGUUUCCGUCGGGCAAGGCGCAUCAGAACGAUUACCCCGUAAAACCCCAGGGAUACGAGCACGAGCAGCAGCCUCAUCAGGUGCAGCAGGUCCCUCCUCCUACCGACUCUCACCACCCACCACAAGGCUACGCACAGUCCGCUGCGCCAAACCACCAGCUCCCUCCGCGCCCAGCCCCAGCGGCAGCAGCCGCAGCACCGGCGGCGGUCGCAGCGGCAGCCGCAGCCUCGGCACCGAGCGUGCUGCAGCCGGCGCUCGGGACGGUCGCCAUGGGCCAGCCGCUGCCGCUGCAGGUCCCGCCACAGUACUGCCUUCCUGUCCCGGCACCUCAGAUCGGAGGCGUGGACAUUCCUGCCGCUCUCCCCUCUGCUGCUGCUCCGGCGGCAGGGAGCGGGUCCACGCUAUCGACGGCUAUCCGCAACGAAGUAGUGAGACAAGGGAUUAGAAUGGCUGCGGAGGUGGUGAAAGAUUCCCUCUUUCCUGAAAACGGGGGUAGCGUUCUUUCCAUGAUGACGGAUUCCGCUGGAGGCGACGCUGUUCAGGUUACAAACUAAUUAAGUAAGGAUAUGACGAUGCGCUUAUUGCUUAAUGCUCUGUGCGUUAUACCUUGCCUUUAGUUUGCUGUCUGUUCUUCCUCCUGUGUAUCUGUCAGUAGCUUCGGCACUGUGAAGCAUGUCCUGUGUCUGUAUACCUACUUGCUGUCGUUUGAAUCGUCCUAAACUCGAACUUCAAGUCACUUUUUUCAUUGUACCUGUGUAAUAUGUAGCUUUUGCCUAGUAUCCAUCAGAAUUGUGCAGCUACACUGUUUAUAUGAUGAUUAUGCUUGUAUUUAUUUGGAGGCGACU
Zea mays is the source of this 1467-nucleotide messenger RNA. RefSeq lists its product as uncharacterized. Lineage: Eukaryota; Viridiplantae; Streptophyta; Magnoliopsida; Poales; Poaceae. The transcript is spliced from 3 exons. The record is from RefSeq and is marked predicted. Bases 25 to 1176 code for a protein of 383 amino acids.